Limanda limanda (common dab) is the source of this 1484-nucleotide messenger RNA. RefSeq names its product hemopexin b (gene hpxb). The transcript has 10 exons. Gene Ontology annotation, molecular function: heme transmembrane transporter activity. Gene Ontology annotation, biological process: intracellular iron ion homeostasis; heme transport. NCBI's taxonomy places the organism in Eukaryota, Metazoa, Chordata, Actinopteri, Pleuronectiformes, Pleuronectidae. The record is from RefSeq and is a predicted model, not a curated record. Bases 43 to 1344 code for a protein of 433 amino acids.
CUGCACAGCUACUUCUCCACAGUGACUCAUCAGGACCACAACAUGAACCUGUUCACCAGAUUUCUGCUUCUGGGUUUGGCACUGGCCUCCGUCAGCGGAGCCCCAGCGCCUCCACACGAUUCAGCCGCUGACGAUGGAGCUGCUGUUCCAGACCGGUGUGAAGGGAUCGAGUUCGAUGCUGCCACUCCUGACGAGAAAGGAAGCCAUUUCUUCUUUAAAGGCGCCUACCUGUGGAAGGGUUUCCGUGGUCCGGCUCAGCUCUCCAACGAGUCCUUCAAGGAGUUGGACGACGUCCAUCACAUCGGCCAUGUUGACGCCGCGUUCCGCAUGCACAACAUAAAGAACCCAGAGGACCAUGAUCACAUCUAUUUCUUCCUGGAUGACAAAGUGUUCAGCUUCUACAACCACACUCUGGAGGAGGGUUAUCCGAAGGAGAUCCAGGAGGACUUCCCAGGAGUCCCCUCUCACCUGGACGCUGCUGUGGAGUGUCCCACCGGAGAGUGCAUGGCUGACUCAGUUCUGUUCUUCAAGGGACACGAUGUGCACGUGUACGACAUUGACACGAAGAGGGUGAAGACCAAGUCGUGGUCCCAUCUGCCCGUCUGCACCUCGGCUCUACGCUGGAUGGAGCACUACUACUGCUUCAACGGGCACAACUUCACCAGGUUCGACCCGGUGACCGGAGAGGUGAGGGGCAAGUACCCCAAAGACGCCCGCAACUACUUCAUGACCUGUGACAACUUCGGACACGGAGGAGAUUCCAAAGUCCCUAAAUGCAGUGAGAUCAAAUUAGACGCCAUCACCACUGACGCCACGGGGAAAAAAUAUUUGUUUGCAGGCCCAGACUACAUGCGUCUGGACACUCGGCGUGACGGGCUGCACGGCUUCCCCAUCACCAGGUCGUGGAGUCAAGUGACCAACGGGGUGGAUGCCGUCUUCUCCUACACUGACAAACUCUACAUGAUUAAGGACGAGGAGGUUUACAUCUAUAAAGCAGGAGCUCACUACACCCUGGUCGAAGGCUACCCCAAAUCCCUGAAGGAGGAGCUGGGCAUCGAAGGACGCGUGGACGCUGCUUUCCUCUGUCCCGACGACCACAAGGUCUACAUCAUCCAAGGACGAGAAAUGCUUGACGUCGACCUCACCGCCACGCCCAGGGUGGUGACCGACAGGCUCCCCUUGCCUUUAUCCGACCUCGAUGCUGCUUUGUGUGGUCCAAACGGAGUUGAUGUUUUCAAGGGCUCCCAGUAUUACCACUAUGACAGCCCCAUGUUACUGGCUAUGGGCAGAAUGGCUCCUGUGGCUGAGGAUAUCACCCCAGAGAUGAUGGGGUGUCAGAAAUAGGAGGCAGGGAUCUUACCUAACAAAACAGGGGGACAGUGUUUGCAUCACAUGCUGACGUCCACACUAUCAUCAUCAAAAUCUGGGGAAUGGAAUCAUUUCGCUUCUAACUGGAUGGUUUGACGAAUAAAAUGUGGAAAGAC